AUGGCUCCUCCAUCGGCACCACCACCAUCAGCACAGAAACAAACCCCGACAACACGCCAGAGCGGCUCUCACCAGUUCGCCUCGACCCCGCGGUUCAAUGUCUCGGAAACUCCCGGGCAGAAGACUCGCCACCAGCAGCAGCUGCUGCCCCUCUUCUCGACUCCUGCGCCUGCAACGGCCAGGCCCAGAGCAACCCAGUUCGAGAGCGACGCUAUCGACACAUCGCCCAUCUCACCAGGGUUUCGGGAAGAUGAAGAAGAAGCUCUGAGCCAGCACUCGCUCAAUGAGUCCAUCGAGAUUGACUCCCCCUCGGCAUCAAAGUCACUAUCUGGGGAGGGUGCUGAGCGGCCACCAAAGCGCCGACGGGUGUCCAUCUCACCCGACCUGGACUCCAACCCUGCCCAUGAUGGUGAUAGCCUCGUCUUCAGCGUCAUUUCAGAUGAGCUAAUGGCUUUGGACGACGGGCUUACAGAGGUGGCGCACACCCCUUCUGCAGAUGAGCACGAGAAGAGCCCGUCACAGCCCCCAACAGACCAGGAGCACCCCAUGACGGACUCGGAGCCAGCUUCGCCGAGCGAGCCUGCAGCCCGUCACCCCCCAAAUUUCCGAGCUGCGCCGCGAUUUAGAGCUACAGACGCAGCUACAGAAACCACAGCAGAUCGUCCUCCCCUCCCCGAUGCAUUCUCUCCCCAGCGGCGAGGUGCGAAGUACGUCCCUGGCGGCCUGGCCGCGGAAGUACGCGACUGGCUUGUGCAGGUAAAAGGGGCGUCCGAGUAUGACAGGCCAGCUGGUGCAAGUGUCCAGAUGAAGGUUGACGAGGUGAGGGACGGCAGUGGCAUGUGGAUUGUCGGGGCUCACGAGGUCGAGAAAUCAUCUGCGCGGGACGAUGGAAAUUCUGCAAAGGUGAUACUAGCCGGUGACGGGCGCAUAUCUGCGCUGGGCAGAAGAAACUUCGUACGAACCGGCGGCAUGGUGUCCAUGUACCAGCCAAUGUGGGACAUCAACCUCAGCCACCUCGGCCACUUUGCUGUAGUUUGCGACUGGGAGGCUCCGGACUGA
This is a messenger RNA of Cryphonectria parasitica EP155, 1059 nucleotides long. RefSeq lists its product as uncharacterized. The transcript is spliced from 2 exons. Bases 1 to 1059 code for a protein of 352 amino acids. NCBI's taxonomy places the organism in Eukaryota, Fungi, Ascomycota, Sordariomycetes, Diaporthales, Cryphonectriaceae. The record is from RefSeq and is a predicted model, not a curated record.